AUGCAGGAUGAAGAUCUCUAUACCUCCCUUCAAUGGGACACUCCAACUCCACACCCUUCCCAGAAACAUCAGUCUUCCACCAAAUGUUCAGGAACAUGGUGUCUUAUGAUGGUGAUAUCAUGUAUUUUCUGCGUGGGCUCAUUAACUGCCUCCAUUUUCUUGGGUAUUAAGUUUUUCCAGGUGUCAGCUAUUGCAAAGAAGCAGCAAGAAAAACUCAUGCAACAAGACAGAGCGCUGUUGAACUUCACACAGUGGCAGAAAAACCAUGGCCUCCAGAUAAAAUACUGCCAAACCUUGAUGCAAAAUUUUUCCAGAUCAGCUCCUUGUCCAGACAACUGGAUUCAGAAUGGAAAAAGUUGUUACCACGUCUUUGAAAGUUGGAAUAAUUGGGAAACCAGUAAGGAGGAUUGUUUGAAGGAGGGUUCCAGUCUUCUACAAAUAGACAGCAAAGAAGAGAUGGAAUUCAUCACUGACAGCCUGAGGAAGAUCAAAAGUGCCCAUGAUUACUGGGUGGGACUUUCUCAGGAUGGACCCAGCCAACCUUGGUUUUGGCAAGAUGGCUCCACUCCGUCCCCUGACCUGUUACCAACAAAGAGACCCCAAUCAACUCACCAGCUCUGUGGAUACUUCAGAAACAAGGUCCUGUCUUCCGCUAACUGUACCGUUUGGAAAUAUUUUAUCUGUGAAAAGUACACGUUAAGAUCCCCUGAUUGA
Messenger RNA from Myotis lucifugus (little brown bat), 714 nucleotides. It is a transcript of the gene CLEC9A, whose product is annotated as C-type lectin domain containing 9A. Gene Ontology annotation, biological process: receptor-mediated endocytosis. Gene Ontology annotation, cellular component: membrane; cell surface. The transcript has 6 exons. Lineage: Eukaryota; Metazoa; Chordata; Mammalia; Chiroptera; Vespertilionidae. The coding region runs from base 1 to 714 and encodes 237 amino acids. The record is from RefSeq and is a predicted model, not a curated record.